AUGUCCAUGUGCCUCACAAGCAAGGCAGCGCACCUUGCCUGGUGCUUGGCCCUUAUGGUCGCGGUGCCCGUGCAGGGCUUACGACCAGCCAUUGACAAGGCAUGGACGACAGCCAUGUCUGAGGCCACAAGCGCGCAAGACAAGGAUCAGGGGAUGACGGAAGGAGACAGCUGCUGCUGCCAAGCAGCUCUAGGGGAUAGCCGGUUUCAGAUGGAGGGAGGUAGUUGCGAGAUCCUGAAGCACGAACACCCAAGUCGACCUCACUGGUUUUGGCAGACUGAGAAGCGAUGCUGCUGGCCGCAGAACCAGCUCUUCUGCGUCAUGCCGAACCUGCUCGACCUCUUGGGAGGCUUCGGCUCCCAUGGAGGGGUCGUCAGCGAGGAGAAGUGGUGCCCCACUCGGAGCUCUCCCGCUGGAAAUGUGCGGGUUCCCGACCUGCAGGCUGCUAGGACCAAGCUCGAGUCCGAGCGCCGCAUGACCAAGUCCGUCAUCUUCAUCGCCGCCAAGCUCGCCUGGGGGCUUGGAGCAGCGGGGUUCGAGGGCAGCCACACUGGGGACGUGAAAGACAUCAUCGACCAAGCGCGGGAUGCUCAAAGUGCCGUGAGUGCCGUGGCGGGAGCAACGGCGCCCACGGACGGAGUUCUCUCGGGUCCCGGUGGCGAAUGCCCAGGGGGUGUUAGCUGGGAUUACAAAGGCAGCAAGACGGGGUUGUCCGCGCGGUUGCAGGUUGCCUGGGAGGCCUUUGGACUCUGGGACGGGAACUUGCACGAUGACUGGCUUGUCCUUCAGCGAGUUGAUGAAAAGUGCCACUGGGAGAUUUAUGAUCCGGAGGACGCUCCGCGGCCCCAUUGCAGUACCUUCCUGAAGCUGAACGUGAAGGGGAGGCAGGCGAACAUAUGUUUCAAGCUGCAGGAGAAUGACAGGCCGCGUGUGGUGGGCAUCCAUGAUCCCCAGUUUGACGCGUACAAUCCAGAUGUUGGAGUACGCCAGGUCGAGUGGUACUGGGAACAGAAGGUCGAAGGCAAGGUGAAGCGAAAGCAAGGAUGCUACACUCUCAUGGGCGCAAACCUACAUGAGGUCAGCCCUUGCCCGGAUUACGUCCUCAAGGAGCUUGGGGCCUAUUGUCACGGAGUUUAUUGCGUCGGCACUGCCGGGAAGAGGAUCCCGUGCCCUUCAGACAUCCGUUGUCCCUAG
Molecule: messenger RNA, 1194 nt
Organism: Symbiodinium sp. CCMP2456
Lineage: Eukaryota; Dinophyceae; Suessiales; Symbiodiniaceae
Source: the annotation of a GenBank genome assembly